AUGCCGAUGCCGAGAAUGAAGAAGCAAAACGUCCGGACCUUAUCGCUCAUCCUCUGCAUGUUCUCCUACUUGCUGGUGGGCGCCGCGGUGUUUGACGCGCUGGAGUCCGAGUCGGAGAGCUCCCGCAGACGCAUCUUGGAGCAGAAGCGCAACGAAAUGAAGAAGAAGUACCGUUUCUCUGAGGACGACUACCGUGAAAUCGAAAGAGUAGUGCUGCAAGCUGAGCCCCAUCGCGCCGGGAGGCAGUGGAAAUUUGCGGGCUCUUUUUACUUUGCCAUAACAGUAAUCACUACCAUUGGUUAUGGACAUGCAGCCCCUGGAACAGAUGCUGGAAAGAUCUUCUGUAUGUUCUAUGCUGUACUUGGCAUUCCCCUCACUUUGGUAAUGUUCCAAAGCCUGGGAGAAAGGAUGAACACAUUUGUCCGCUAUCUCUUACAUAAAGUGAAACAAUGCCUGGGUUUUCGACGCACUGAGGUGUCCAUGGAGAACAUGGUCCUGGUGGGCUUUUUGUCCUGCAUUGGAACACUGUGUGUGGGUGCUGCAGCCUUUUCCCACUUUGAGGGAUGGAGCUUCUUUCACGCUUACUACUACUGCUUUAUCACACUCACCACUAUUGGCUUUGGGGACUUUGUGGCCUUGCAGAAAAAAGAAGACCUCCAGGAGAAAACACCCUAUGUUGCUUUCAGCUUUAUGUACAUUUUGGUGGGGUUAACUGUUAUUGGGGCAUUUCUGAAUUUAGUGGUGCUUCGUUUCCUCACCAUGAACACUGAGGAUGAGCGUCGAGAUGCACAAGAAAGGGCUUCAAUGAAGAGGGACAAAGGCCUUUUGGAUGGGACCCUGGGCCUUGGUGUUUUAGGGGAACAGAGCAGAGAUAGCCACGGUGAGAGGAACAGGGGCAAUAUGGUGCACAGCCAUAGUCACAGUACACUCUUCCUCCCGAUGGAGGAAGGAACAAGUCGCACCAACCUCAUCUCUUCCCCGGUGGAUCAGGAGAGACGAAAAAGCCCCUGCAGGCACAGGUUGCAUUUCCAGAUAAAGGCAGGCAGACACAGACAGGAGUCAAGCCUCAGCUCCCUCUGCUCCUGUGUGUGCUACCGCUUAGAGAUUUGUGAUAGCCCUCUUAUGUCCCACAGUGAACACCGUGGCUGCCACAUUAAUUCUGUGUAUUACAACUCAGUGUCCUAUAGGAUUCAGGGCUGCUCACCAAGUUCCAGGGACAACACUGGACUAACUUCACCAGGAAGCAGGCUAUCACCAGGGCAUAGUUUCCAGGAGUUCCCGCAUUUACGGAGAAAGUCAGUGUAA
Archocentrus centrarchus (flier cichlid) is the source of this 1305-nucleotide messenger RNA. It is a transcript of the gene kcnk15, whose product is annotated as potassium channel, subfamily K, member 15. Gene Ontology annotation, cellular component: plasma membrane. The record is from RefSeq and is a predicted model, not a curated record. Gene Ontology annotation, biological process: stabilization of membrane potential; potassium ion transmembrane transport. Gene Ontology annotation, molecular function: potassium ion leak channel activity; outward rectifier potassium channel activity. Lineage: Eukaryota; Metazoa; Chordata; Actinopteri; Cichliformes; Cichlidae. The transcript has 2 exons. Bases 1 to 1305 code for a protein of 434 amino acids.